Messenger RNA from Odocoileus virginianus texanus, 1033 nucleotides. RefSeq names its product palmitoyltransferase ZDHHC3-like. Lineage: Eukaryota; Metazoa; Chordata; Mammalia; Artiodactyla; Cervidae. Gene Ontology annotation, molecular function: palmitoyltransferase activity. The record is from RefSeq and is a predicted model, not a curated record.
AUGUUUAUUCCCGCCCACCGCUUCUGAGAACUUGAGUGGAAACCAGAGUGCCUCCAGUCAGAGAAGUGCAUCCCACCUUCCCACCCCUAUCCGACGGGCACCAUGUGGUUCAUCCCCGAUGGCUGUGGCAUUUUCUGUGCCAUUGUCACCUGGUUUCUGGUCUUCUACACGGAGUUCGUGGUCCUCUUCGUCAUGCUGAUUCCAUCCGGGGACUACAUGUACAGCGCCAUUAACGGAAUCGUGUUCAGCCUGCUGGCCUUCUUGGCCCUGGCUUCCCACUGCCGGGCCAUGUUGACCGACCCUGGGGCUGUGCCCAAAGGAAAUGCCACUAAAGAAUUCAUCGAGAGUUUACAGAUGAAGUCCGGUCAGGUGCUGUACAACUGUCCCAAAUGCUGCAGCAUCAAGCCCGACGGAGCCCACCACUGCAAGGUUUGUAAGCGGUGCAUUCGGAAGAUGGACCACCAUUGUCCCUGGAUCAACAACUGUGUCGGCGAGAAGAACCAGAAGUACUUCGUCCUUUUUACAAUGUAUGUAGCUCUCAUUUCCUUGCACACCCUCAUCUUGGUGGGAUUCCACUUCCUGCGUUGCUUUGAAGAAGACUGCAGCUCCUCCUCGCCCACAACGAUGACCCUCCUCAUCCUCCUCGGCUUGAAGGGACUGCUCUUCCUCAUUUUCACAUCGGCUAUGUUCGGGACCCAGAUGCUCUCCAUCUGCACAGAUGAGACAAGAAUAGAACAACUGAAAAAGGAAGACAGAAGAUGGGUCAAGAAAACAACAUGGGUGAACCUGAAAGCCGUUUUUGGCCACCCCUUCUCUCUAGGCUGGGCCAGCCCCUUUGUCAUGCCAGACCAAGGGAAGGCAGACCCGUACCAGCAUAUAAUCUGAAAGACCCUGACCAGCAUUGCCACUCAGACACAAACCACAUCCCAGCACUACCCUUGGAUUGGGUCUUAUGAAUGUCCAAACCGAAAAACCAACACAACAACUCUAAAUAAAACAUUUUUUGUUUAAUGUCUCAAGUAAAAUGGCAGAA